Dictyostelium purpureum is the source of this 1641-nucleotide messenger RNA. RefSeq lists its product as uncharacterized. NCBI's taxonomy places the organism in Eukaryota, Evosea, Eumycetozoa, Dictyosteliales, Dictyosteliaceae. The coding region runs from base 1 to 1641 and encodes 546 amino acids. The transcript has a single exon. The record is from RefSeq and is a predicted model, not a curated record.
AUGGCAUUAGUUAACGACGUUAAUUUUAAAAUUAUAGAGGAAACAUUAUCAACAAAAUGGGACAGCGGGCAUAGAAGUUUAUUUAAAAUACACUUUAAACCAAAAGACUAUAUUUCAAUUCGUAAUAAAAAAGGGUUUUACAAGUUAGCAAUUGUUAUAAAAGUAUUUGAUAACAGAAUUUAUGUCAAAGAUGAAGAAAAUAAUAAUCGACUUUGGGUGUUUCCUUAUGAUAAAAUAAAAAAAGGUUAUAGUCAUUAUUUAGAGGAUGAAUUUAACUAUAAAGAAAAUCAAAGAUGGGCUCACCAAUACAAGAUCAAUAUUGGAGCAACAUCUUUAAAUCCAACAAAAAAAAAAACAACUAAUAAACCCCCUAAACCAGAAGAAACCCAAACUCCAAUUGCAUAUAGCUAUGAUUAUAAUUAUUAUAGCAGAAAACCUGGUAAAGUUACAUCGCUCUCUGAAGGAGGAAGUCGUAGUUGGAAACCAAAAACCAUCGAACCAACAGUUAUCACUGAACCAUAUGAUAUUCGUAUUAUCACUGAAGAAGAGUACCAAUUACUUUCAAAACAAAGAGCCUAUCACAAAUACUUGGAUCAAAUCAUUAAAAAAGAAAAAAUUGAAAAAGAAUUAGAAAAUAUGAAACUAAAUAAACCAGGUGCAUUUGUAAUUAGUGAAAAAAGAAUUAAUAGAUACAACAACAAAUAUAUCAAACCUGAAGAUUUAAAACUAUUGGAUGAAAUUAAUAAAAAAUAUAAUUUUAAUGUCAAUUCUUUUAAUGAAUACAAAAAUAAAAUUAAACCAGAGCAACAACAACAACAACAAGAACAACAACAACAGCAACAGCAACAAGAACAAGAAGCUCAAUAUCAAGAUUAUCAAUAUCAAGACUAUCAAAACCACCAAGACUAUCAAUAUUCACAAAAUCAAUCUGAAACUGAAGUUGUGCAACAACCAAAACCACAACUGCAACAACCACAACAACAGCAAUCAUCACCACAACAACAAAAACAACAACAAAAACAAACCAACCCAUUUUCUUAUUAUAUAAAACCAGUAAAAUAUUUAGAUGAAGAUGUUGAUUCAUAUCAUUCAUCAGAAUAUGAUGAUGAUGAAUAUGAUGAAGAUGAAUACAGUCAAUAUAAUGAUGAUGAUGAACAUAGUCAAUAUAGUGAGUAUGAUGAUAACAACGAAUAUGAAAAUAAUAAAGAAUUCGAUGACGAUAAUAGCAAUAAUAAUCAAGAAAAUAGUUAUAGUGACGACAAAAUUAGUGUUACAUCGUCAUCAACUUACGAUUACCAAUAUCAGUUUACAACAACUAAUAAUAAUCAAGUCUAUGACAAUUUGCACUUAUCAAGCUAUAAUCCAGAUACAGAUCAAUAUUAUUCAGGCUAUUCACUAGGUUUAAAUAAUAACAAAGUUGAAGAUCAAUUAAAAAAUGAAUCUAGUAAAAAAGAUGAAAUAUUCAAAAAGAUUGAAAAAGAUUAUAAAACAAGUUCAAACCAAGAUUACCAAGAUGAAUAUGAAAAACUAUUAAAUACUUUUAAUUCAAAUUUUAUUCUCCACAGCGAGUUUGACAAAAGAAGAAUCGAAUUAGUAAGAGAUUAUUUUAAUAUUGAUUUAACCAAAUAUAAAAUAAAUUAA